Molecule: messenger RNA, 942 nt
Organism: Xenopus tropicalis (tropical clawed frog)
Lineage: Eukaryota; Metazoa; Chordata; Amphibia; Anura; Pipidae
Gene: or16d6
Product: olfactory receptor family 16 subfamily D member 6
Exons: 1
Coding region: 1-942 (313 amino acids)
Biological process (GO): detection of chemical stimulus involved in sensory perception of smell; G protein-coupled receptor signaling pathway; signal transduction
Cellular component (GO): plasma membrane; membrane
Molecular function (GO): olfactory receptor activity; G protein-coupled receptor activity
Source: RefSeq, a predicted model, not a curated record
AUGCAAGAAUGGAACCAGACUAUAAUCACAGAAUUGUUCCUGGUCGGUUUCGGAGACCUUCACAGAUCCAAAUAUUUCUUCUUCUGCAUGUUCUUCCUCCUCUACCUCGUGGCUUUAAAGGGGAACCUUCUUGUCAUUACCUUGGUCAUUAUCAACGAAGCUCUUCAUCUGCCCAUGUAUUUCUUCCUCAGCCAACUGUCUUUAUCUGAGAUCAUAUUCACGUCCAACAUGGUGCCCACCAUUCUCCGACUGAUAUUGUCUGGGGGAGGAAACAUGUCGGUAUCGGGGUGCAAGAUCCAGUUCUUUGCCUUGUGUGUCCCGACUCUUACACAAUGUUUGCUCCUGGCUGCCAUGUCCUUUGAUCGCUAUGUGGCAAUUUGUAAUCCUCUGCAUUAUACGUCUAUUAUGACCUUCAAGUUGCAGCUAUGGGUGGCCAUCUUCUGUUGGGUUUGUGGCUUCUCAGCUUGUGUCCUUGUCAUUGUGUUUAUAUAUCAACUUCAGUUCUGUCGUUCCAACGUCAUCAACCAUUUCGCCUGUGACAUUGGUCCCGUCAUGGAGAUUUCCUGCUCAGAUACUUCCAGAAUGGAACUGGUCACCUCUUUGGUCUCUACGGUUUCUAUUGCUUUCCCAUUUCUGUUCAUUAUCGGCAGUUACAUCUCCAUCAUCCUCACCAUCCUCAGGAUCCCCUCGAGCUUUGGGAGACAAAAAGCCUUCUCCACUUGCAGCUCCCACCUGGCCGUGGUGUGUAUGUACUACGGGACCCUAGUAGCACUUUAUAUCUACCCAUUCGGGAAGCAUUCGGCCAAUGCCAAGUUUAUAUUCAUAUUAUACACCUCGGUGACCCCAUUGUUCAACCCCAUUAUUUACAGCUUGAGAAAUCAGGAUAUUAAAAGAGCCAUACGGAAAUUGGUUUCUAUUUGUAAGAAAAAGAUUGACGUCUAG